AUGUCUGCCCCUCAGCUCAACAAGAUCGCGGCCAACAGCCCCUCUCGCCAGAACCCUUCUGAGCUUGAGACCGCCGUCGCUGGCGCCCUCUACGACCUUGAGUCCAACACCGCCGACCUCAAGGCUGCUCUCCGCCCUCUGCAGUUCGUCUCUGCCCGCGAGAUCGAGGUUGGCCACGGCAAGAAGGCUAUUGUCAUCUUUGUCCCCGUCCCUUCCCUGCAGGGCUUCCACCGCGUCCAGCAGCGUCUCACCCGUGAGCUCGAGAAGAAGUUCUCUGACCGCCACGUCCUGAUCGUCGCUUCCCGCCGUAUCCUCCCCCGCCCCAAGCGCUCCAGCCGCUCCCGCAACACCCUCAAGCAGAAGCGUCCCCGUUCGCGCACCCUCACUGCCGUCCACGACGCCAUCCUCACCGACCUCGUCUACCCCGUCGAGAUCGUUGGCAAGCGUCUCCGUGUCAAGGAGGACGGCUCCAAGACCCUCAAGGUUAUCCUUGACGAGAAGGAGCGCGGCUCCGUCGACUACCGCCUCGACACCUACUCCGCCGUCUACCGCCGCCUCACCGGCAAGAACGUCCUCUUCGAGUUCCCCCUCGUCUCCGCUGAGUACUAA
Molecule: messenger RNA, 609 nt
Organism: Neurospora hispaniola
Lineage: Eukaryota; Fungi; Ascomycota; Sordariomycetes; Sordariales; Sordariaceae
Product: 40S ribosomal protein S7
Exons: 3
Coding region: 1-609 (202 amino acids)
Biological process (GO): translation; rRNA processing; ribosomal small subunit biogenesis
Cellular component (GO): cytosolic small ribosomal subunit; ribosome; 90S preribosome
Molecular function (GO): structural constituent of ribosome
Source: RefSeq, a predicted model, not a curated record